Microtus oregoni (creeping vole) is the source of this 1710-nucleotide messenger RNA. Its product is annotated as zinc finger protein 660-like. NCBI's taxonomy places the organism in Eukaryota, Metazoa, Chordata, Mammalia, Rodentia, Cricetidae. The coding region runs from base 1 to 1710 and encodes 569 amino acids. The record is from RefSeq and is a predicted model, not a curated record. The transcript has 5 exons. Gene Ontology annotation, biological process: regulation of DNA-templated transcription.
AUGGAUGCUUCUACUGCAGAUGCUUCCCAGGGUAUAUUGACGUUCCGGGAUGUGGAUGUGAACUUCUCCCAGGAGGAGUGGGAAUGUCUGGACUCUGCUCAGAAGUCUUUGUACAUGGAUGUGAUGCUGGAGAAUUACAGGAAUCUGGUCUUUGUAGAGAACCAUCGCAAGCAUAAGUAUGGGAAGGUCCUGGAUCAAGGCUCAAAGUAUAUUGUCCAUCAUCAUGUGACUAUCCAAGAGAAGUCUUAUAAGUGUACUGAGCUUGGCAAAACUCUUCAUGAAUCUUCCCAGUGUACAUCCUAUGACACAAGUGAAUCUGCCGAAAACUACAAAAACAGCACACGUGUUAACCACAGGGAUACUGCUACUGAAUCAUCCCACCUAGAGAGUCAUAAGAGCAUGCAGUCUGGAGAAGAACCCUGCAAACAUAAAGACUGUGGCAAUUCUUUAAAUUUGUCUUCCACCAGUAGUCAAAAUGAGAGGGUGCAGACUGAAAAGAAAGAACAGAAAUAUUCAGAGGAUGAUAAAUCUUUUGACUCUCAAUGUAAACCUGUGCUACAGCAGAUCUGUAAUGAUGGGAAACCACACCAAUGCAGAAUAUGUAAGAAAUGCUUCUGGAACCACUCAAACCUCAGGAGACAUGAGAUAAGUCAUACUGGGGAGAAACCUUACAAGUGUAGGCUAUGUGGUAUAUGCUUUGGGUAUUCAACAGCUCUCAAAAGGCAUCAUUACAGAAUCCACUCUGCAGAAAAACUUUACCAAUGUAACAAGUGUGGGAAAGCCUUCUGUAGCUACGCAUACCUUACAAAUCACCAGAAAAAUCUUGAAGAGAGACCUUAUGGAUGUAAACAAUGUUGUAGUUCCUUCAGUACUUUGUCACGUCUUGAAAACCAUUACAGAACCCAUAACAGAGAGAAAACUUACAAAUGCAGUGAAUGUGGCAAAUCCUUUUACACCUCUGAACGUCUUAAAAGACAUCAGAGCAUUCAUGCUGCAGAAAAAGCUUAUGAAUGUAAAGAAUGUGGAAAGCGCUUUUAUGGGUUCUAUCAGCGUAAGAACCAUUACAGAACCCAUGUCAGAGAGAGACCUUACACUUGUAAUGAUUGUGGCAAAUGCUUUAUCUGCCUGCAACAUCUGAGAACCCAUCAGAAAGCUCAUAAAGGGGAGAAACCUUACAAAUGUAGUGAGUGUGACAAAUCCUUUGUCCGGAAAUACAACCUUAGAAUCCACCAAAGAAUUCAUUCCGGAGAGAGACUUUACAAAUGUAAUGAGUGUAAGAAAUCCUUUGUCCAGAAAGGCAGGCUUAUAAUCCACCAGAGAAUUCAUACGGGAGAGAAGCCUUACAACUGUAGUGAAUGUGACAAAGGCUUUACGUCCUUCGCUGGUCUUAGAAGUCAUCAGAGAGCUCAUACUAGGGAGAAAAGCUCCCCUGGUGCAGACCUGGGAGCGGAGGACACGGCCAGGUGUCGCAAGGAUGCGAAAACUCCCCGGAGCCGCCGUCUCCAUGCCAGGCGGCCUGGGAAAGUCAGCAGCGCCACGGCAGAAACUGCUGUGGGGCUUGGACCCCCAAGGAAGGGAUGGGAUGAGGCAGCUCAGGACACAGCUUUCAAAAUUCUGUUGUUGAUACAUUCCCUUGUCGGUAAGUGUGCACCACCGCCUCUAUGGCAAACUAGUGUGGCUGCUGGGAUUAAAGAUGUCACUGCUGUUUGA